AUGACCAAGACAAGAAAAGUUUGUAAGUAGACCGAAAGCAAAUCAAAUUGGACAUUUUGCAUUGGACAUAGCAUUGAAAAUCUUUUGAGAUGACGUUCCCGUACGGAUUGAAGAGUUUGGUGGAGAGUAUCUCAAGAGCUGUACUUCUUGCAGAACCUGCCAACAUCCCAGACUUUUUAAGUAAUUAUAUGACAGAGCUUAUCAGUUUUAGAAGCUGUCAUGCUGGAACGGAUCCAAAACUGGUUUCUUUUGACUUCGAAGAGUUCUGGGAGAAGGACUUCCUGAAAAUAAAAGAGAUUCCAGUUGCAAAAUCGCCUCAAGUGCCAUCUCCCAUUGAGAUAGAUGAGGCUCUCACACCGCUCUAUUCAGAGAUGGCCUCCUCUGUUCUAGAUGUCAAGGUCACCAUAACACCCUCUAGAGGUCCAACAGUGACACCCAGUGUGGUUCUCCCACCAAUUCAAGUGAAGAAAACCAGAGGUAGCCUGGUCUCUGGUAGGGAUGAACCAAAAAAAGGAGGCAUAAAGGCAAGAAUCCCACCUUUGUCAUUUAAGGCCCCGAUAACACCCUCUAGAGGUCCAACAGUGACACCCACUCUGGUUCUCCCACCAAUUCAAGUGAAGAAAACCAGAGGUAGCCUGGUCUCUGGUAGGGAUGAACCAAAAAAAGGAGGCAUAAAGGCAAGAAUCCCACCUUUGUCAUUUAAGGCCCCGAUAACACCCUCUAGAGGUCCAACAGUGACACCCACUCUGGUUCUCCCACCAAUUCAAGUGAAGAAAACCAGAGGUAGCCUGGUCUCUGGUAGGGAUGAACCAAAAAAAGGAGGCAUAAAGGCAAGAAUCCCACCUUUGUCAUUUAAGGCCCCGAUAACACCCUCUAGAAGUCCAACAGUGACACCCACUCUGGUUCUCCCACCAAUUCAAGUGAAGAAAACCAGAGGUAGCCUGGUCUCUGGUAGGGAUGAACCAAAAAAAGGAGGCAUAAAGGCAAGAAUACCAUCUUUGUCAUUUAAUGCCCCCAUAACACCCUCUAGAGGUUCAACAGUGACACCCACUCUGGUUCUCCCACCAAUUCAAGUGAAGAAAACCAGAGGUAGCCUGGUCUCUGGUAGGGAUGAACCAAAAAAAGGAAGCUUAAAGGCAAGAAUACCAUCUUUGUCAUUUAAUGCCCCCAUAACACCCUCUAGAGGUUCAACAGUGACACCCACUCUGGUUCUCCCACCAAUUCAAGUGAAGAAAACCAGAGGUAGCCUGGUCUCUGGUAUGGAUGAACCAAAAAAAGGAGGCAUAAAGGCAAGAAUACCAUCUUUGUCAUUUAAUGCCCCCAUAACACCCUCUAGAGGUUCAACAGUGACACCCACUCUGGUUCUCCCACCAAUUCAAGUGAAGAAAACCAGAGGUAGCCUGGUCUCUGGUAGGAAUGAACCAAAAAAAGCACCUGUAUUUCAUCUCCCACCUUGUAGGUUUCCCAAUGUGACGGUUCCUAUUCAACAGCAGGAUAAAGACCCUUUGGCAAAAUGGAACGAUAGACCCAUAUCACCUGACAAGCCCAAUAGACUGAGAUUUCCAGCUAUUGUAACAAAGGGCACAAACGAUUUGAAUCAGGCACACACAAGCUUCUCUAACCCCCCAUGCCCUCAAUUAGCGCAUGCUAUCCAUAUCAUAGCCUACAAACGAGUGCAGAUUAGGUCGCUAUAUUUAGACCACGGCACGUAG
Cyclopterus lumpus (lumpfish) is the source of this 1712-nucleotide messenger RNA. Its product is annotated as proline-rich extensin-like protein EPR1. The transcript is spliced from 2 exons. The record is from RefSeq and is a predicted model, not a curated record. Gene Ontology annotation, cellular component: sperm fibrous sheath; cytoplasm. Gene Ontology annotation, molecular function: calcium ion binding. Lineage: Eukaryota; Metazoa; Chordata; Actinopteri; Perciformes; Cyclopteridae. Gene Ontology annotation, biological process: sperm capacitation. The coding region runs from base 90 to 1712 and encodes 540 amino acids.